Calliphora vicina (urban bluebottle blowfly) is the source of this 2893-nucleotide messenger RNA. Its product is annotated as myb-like protein A. Lineage: Eukaryota; Metazoa; Arthropoda; Insecta; Diptera; Calliphoridae. The coding region runs from base 3 to 2762 and encodes 919 amino acids. The transcript has a single exon. The record is from RefSeq and is a predicted model, not a curated record.
GUAUGCAAGACAUUUCACGUGACGAUUUUUCAAUAUUAAAUGAAGGUGAUGUUGCUGCCCAACCUACAGAGAAGGAUUUGUGUCCUACGCUAAUUUGCAGAAUUCAAAAUACGUCACCAAUAAACUCUACUGCCGCAAACUUGCCAAAACAGUUAAAUAAUGAGGAUAAUGCAGCACAAUCAUUUGCUGCUGUGAAAUUGGAAGAUAUCAACACAAUUGAUUUAUUUCCUUCUCACUCUUCCACUUGGCAACAACAUCCCAUGAAUGCCAGUCAUGACUUAGGUCACCAUCGUAUGUUUAUAAAUACUCACAACCGUUUUGACCACAAUAAUACAAAGUUAUUACUUCAGGGAUCCGAUGAUCCAUUAAUCAGUCAUGGGGCCAAUAAUGUGUUAUCUCACGAUGAUGAACAUCCAGCAGAUUUCGCAAAAAGUCUUAAUACGCAAGCCAAUAAUCAUCUUCAAUACACUGUAAACAAGCAAAGCCACCACGAAGGGCUACCUAAAUUGUCGAAUCAACAAACUGGCCCGCAACGUCUUGUUAAAAGUGGUUGUAGCAAUUUGACAAAACAACAGCUUAAGGUUAAAGCUAAUCUUAUGAGUGCUCGAAACCAACAACAGCAACAAAGUCAAAACAAUACUUCAUCGCUUAAUAUAUCCACAGCACCCACCACAGUCAAUCAAAAGCAUCAACGUUCACAAAAGACAAAAAAUAAGAAAGGAACAACCACAGUUAAAUUAAGAUUCCAUCAUCAGGCAUUGCCUCCUGAAUAUCUCAGUCAUUAUGAAGCUACUCAGGGCCAACGACGACUGUCUAAAAAUCUGCCGAAACUUAAUAUAUCUAAUCAGCGGAGUUCAUCUAAAUCAUCAAAUAGCCUUCAGAAACAAUCUCAGCCUAGAAAUUCUCAUGAAAAUGUGCGCAGUUGGCUUCAAAAAAUUGCCGAAAUACAAAGAACCGCUAACGCUUCAAAGGAAACUGCUAUUCAGGCACAAAAACAGAUACAGAAACAUCACUGUCAACCUAACACAGACAAAAGAUAUGAAUCCCCGAGAACUAUAACUCGUAUACCAAAAGAUGCCAACAAUAAUUCUCAAUUACAAAGCGGGCAUGAAACACAAAAUAAGUCCAGUUUAACACAUCUUCCCACACAUGACGGCUCUUUAAUUGCGGAAGUCAAUAACUAUUCGAUUUCUAAGCGAUCCUAUUAUUCUGAUCUCCCUUAUAUGGGAGAAAUAACACUAGACAAUUGUAAACCACGAAGAGGUCGCAAGCCUAAAAAAUCUGAUAUCUGUCACUUAAUCUAUAAGAAUUAUGGAACAAUACUACCUAAGAAAACCAAACCCGAAAACUGUUUUAAUUAUUCUUCUCCUUUUUUGAAUGUGGAAAAUCACAGCAAUAAGAAUGAAGGAUAUGAGCAACCAUUGAAUUUAUGUUUACGUGAUCAACUGAAUGAUUCUUAUUCAAUUUCAAGCGGCGACGAACUGUCAGAAACAAAUUCCAGCUGUCCCACCCCCGUAAGCACCCCACACGAUUAUGUCCGUGAUUCAAUGUUGGCUAACAAUCUAAAGAACACUUUAAGCAAUAUCAAUGAAAAAACCAAUGACGAAAAUGUCAUAAAAACAUCGUACAAACCUUCCACGACAACAAGUGAAGAAAAAGUAAUGCAUCCUAUUACUAUGUAUUAUCAAAAAUUAUUGGAGAGUGGUGUGCUUCUACAUAAUGUCAAUGGUCCAUUUAAGACUAUACAAAAAGACAAUCAACUAGCUUUAAAAAUUCCCAUACCAAGUGGUCUUUUUCUGCCACAAAAAUUAGAAAAAUUUACAAAUAGUCCCAUUGGUUCAAACUUGGAAUAUCCGGAUCCAUUGUCAACACCUUCUUCUAUCAAAUCGGAUACAUCUUUGGCAACUACUAUAAGUUCUACAACAAAUCAACAACAAAUGGCCCCUCAUAAACGUAAACGCUCAGCUAUUUUUAUACCACCUAUGAAUGUUGAAAAUACAACAAAUCCGGUUACUGAAGUUAGUAUAUGUAAAUUUAAAUUUACCGGAGGUUCUAAGCCUACAUUGCAAGAGAAGAAAAUGGUUUCCGUUGAUGCGGGUGGUAAUUAUCGCUAUUUCAGUGGAACUGGUGAUAAGGCAAGUCGCGGAUAUGAAUAUUUUUCAAGGGAAUGCCUUCAGCAUACGGCCGGUCUACUACCUGGAGUGAAUUGUACUGGCCAAAAGCUAGCUAUAGACAUAUCACCACCCUCAGCUGGUUUAAGCAACGAUUUACUGCAAAUUCCGGAGUCACCUACAUCAUCAGUGCUGCUUUCAGGCAGGUCUAUUAAUGGCAAUACAAUGACGGAUUCAAUUUCACCAAAAUCAACAUCUUAUGAAGUGAGUAAAAAUGAAGCAUGUUCAAAUUCUAUUAAGGAAAAUUCAUCCUAUCCAUCUUCUAGUCCAACAACGUUAUCAAUAAGUCGUUGUGCGGUACAACGUAAAAACAAUACCAUCCAACAACAAUCAAGAAAAUCAAGCCAAAGGGAAAAACUGGAAAAAACGUUUAAAGAACAAGGGUUUCUCAUACAGACACAACAAUUGGAAUCAGCUGAAGGUGCUACAUAUUGUAAAUUUAGGCAAUUAAAGAAAUUUACACGAUAUUUAUUUCGUAAUUGGAAAGAUUAUUUACCGGACGGAUUACAAGAAAAUACAAAUACUGCAGCAUUAAUAUCUGUGACUGAUAUUUCAUCACUGACAGCUGAAAAAGUGAAUGCCGCAAAAUAAUAACAAAAAAAAUUAUUGUGGAAAUUUAUAAUACGUAUUUUAAGUUAUAAUAAUUAAAUAAUAGCUUUAAUAUAAUCUAGACACUUUGUAAACUAGCUUUUAAGAUUAAAAAACAUUUUUAAAUAGAUUAU